This is a messenger RNA of Phytomonas sp. Hart1, 1674 nucleotides long. The record is from the annotation of a GenBank genome assembly. Lineage: Eukaryota; Euglenozoa; Kinetoplastea; Trypanosomatida; Trypanosomatidae.
AUGGCCUUAAGAAUAGCAACAGACAUUUUUCUUCGAAAAGCACAAGAACGAAGCGUCGCACAAGAGGAUCAUACAACAACCAUACUUCAGAACAGCUACGACCGCGAAGUUGUGCGCAUCGAUCAUGAACUUCAGCAGUAUCGCCAACAGAAGAAGAUAGCCUUUAUUCCACCAUUGUACCGCCGUCGAUACGACCCUGAUGCGGAGGAGGUUAUUCGUUUAUUUCACGAGACAAGUAAAUUGUUUGAGCUCAAUCUCCGGUUUAGGGAAAUCGAAAAGCUGGAUGAAAUGCACGCGAAACUGUGGAAACUUCUGAACAAGGGAGGCCGUAUGCAAAUCACGUUACAGGAGUAUAAGGAAGUCUUGCAUACGCUCGAAAAGGAGGUCUCCAAUGCCAAUAGAGAAGAAAAUUGUGCAAUGACUGUGGCUCCAACAUGCAUCGUCCCUAAUUCGGCCACGUGUUCCAGCAGCGCCACGCGGAAUUCGAUAGACCCUGGAUCCCUUAAUAACCCGCUCAGGUCUCCCGUCCAACUCGCUUCGGUGGAAAAAAUCACCCUGGAUGGUGACUUGGAGUCCAAGUCAAAGGUGACGCCGCCGCCGUUGUUGACCCCCUGCCCCUCCUAUGGUGUCCUCACCCAUAGCCGAGAGCAGAGCCUGUGCAAGGAGACCCAAGCCCACGGGACGCUGGGCGAGAUGCUUUACAUGUCCUACAUCGACACCCCAUGCCUUAACCUGGGUUUAUUUUUUUCCUGCUUGUGCGGGACACAGUGCCCGAAGAACGUCGAUAUCGCUGUCAUUUACCAGAUCUUCGCAAAGAAAGUGUCCUUAGUCAAGUGCGAGGCGGAGCUGUUAAUUUGGGAUACCGACAACGACGGUAAGCUCACGGAGGACGAAAUGGAGAGUUAUGUUGGGGACUUGGUGCCGCGUAUCGUGGCACUGCAAGGGAUGCCCGAGGCCGAUCUGCCCUUUUAUUGCUGUACGGUCACCCGUCGUAUCUUUUGGGAUCUCGACCAGGGGAAUCGUGGUUUCAUUCGCAUUGGUGCGCUGCUUCAAAGUACGGUCAUGGAUGAGUGGGUGACUAUGCAACUGCAGACUGAGGACAGCCCCAGUAGCUGGUUUAGUGCAAUGGCAACACAGCAACUAUACUCGAAAUUCAUUCUGUUAGACACGCGCAAUGUCGGCACUCUCGAUGCGGCAAGCCUCAAAUUUUAUAAGAAGGGUCUGCCUACCAUCAUCGAUGAUGGACUACAUCCGGAUGUUAGCCCACUGUGUGCGCUUUUUAUUGAUCGAUAUUUUGAGACAAAUACAAUGACGGCUAAUCGGGAUAUGGAUUAUAGAAGGUUUGUGGACUUUGUGGUGGCUGUGGAGAUGCUUCCGCAGUGUAGCCGGCCGGUCUUUUGGUGGGAUAUUCUAGAUCUUGACGGGACGGGGGUUAUAACUCCUUUGAAAGCUAAUUUCUUUUUCAAAGAAACACACGCUAAGUUGGUAGCAGCCAAGCUGGAGGUACCAUCCAUUGAGUCGGUAAUAGAAGAAACUUUCGAUCUUAUCAAAAGUGCCGAACCACUGUGCAUCAGACGUGAUGAAUUUAUUGCAUCACCUCAAGCGGGUCUGUUCACGGGGAUGCUAAUCGAUUGCUUAUGUUUUUGUGCCUAUGAGAGCCGAGAACAUCGGUAA